AUGGCGCAGGAAGGAUUCUCUGAACGAGCCUGUGAUCGCUGCAGAGAACGUCGAGUCAAGUGCGACAAACGCAUACCUUCUUGCGCGAGAUGCGAGAAGCUCGGCAAAGACUGUCCUGGGUACGACAAGAAACGGAAGUUUGUCGAUGAGGGCGUUACGCUUCGGAAGAAGUAUCAAACGCAUGAUAGGAGGGAGAGCGGAGAGCAACCAUUCAGCAAUAAUGGUACAUCCUUCGCUGGCACUCCUUCCGCGGGGAGGAACUUCAUAUCGCCACCAAACGACUUUAUGAGCCCUGCUUUUCCGCAUCUCUCAACGAACCAUGCACAAAGCAGUCCUGCGUUUACCGACCAGACGCUAGACAGCUUCGCAGUCAACAACACUCCUCAGGGCAAUGGAGCGAAGACUUCUUCGGCGAACAUCGACCCCGUCCUCUUUCCUCCAAAUGCUGGCCAGACUGAGUACGACGCUUUCGACAAUCUCUUUGACGACCCGGCCAUAGAUCCUGCUUGGUUCAACAUUGAGCCAGACGUCUUCUUCGGCCCUCUCGGACAUUCUUGUGGAUUCAUACCGGGAGCCCCAAACAUUGUCGAUGAGGUAGACAAGAACGAUGUCGUUCAGAGCACAGAGACGAGUACGGCAACGCCAAUGUCGUUUGGUGGAUUAUCCGACAACAAUCUGUGGGCGCCAGAGGCUCAGAUACAUACCAGUGCGAUCAUCACAGAUGAACGAGAGCACGAAAUGGCGUACCUCAUACGGCAUUUUACCGAAGCAAUCGGUCCUUGGAUGGACUUGUUCGACCAAGACAAGCACUUCAGCAACUUGGUACCUCUCAAAGCUCUUCGAGAUGCUCUACUGCGCAACGCUAUUGCCGCUGUGGCUGCGAAGCAGCUUGGACGGGUCAAAGGAGAAAAGCCUUACGUCGGCAUACAGUGCCAAAAACCUGCCACGAUGGAGGUCAUCCAUGAUGUGCCAGUUACGGACUGGUUCUACAAAGCGGCGAAUUACUACGACAAAGCUAUUGCUUUCUCACGCUUGUAUCUACAAGCGAUUUCUGGCUCGUUCAGCAACCCACCUUCGCCCAAUGCGCAGUUGACCGUUUCUUCUGCGAACUCGGACGACUUGUUGGUUGCCGUCUCGAUGUUCUCGUUAUACGAAUCACUUGACAAUCUCGAAGUCAGCUGGUUACAGCACCUCGCUGGCUUCAAGACACUCCUCACCACCCUCAGCCUUGACCAACAAGACACUUCAUCCGUUCCUCUGACACCCGUCGUAACCGUCGGCCGCCGCGCCUCCUUCUGGAACUUCGCCCGCGCCGACUACCAAGCCGCGUACAUCAACCACCAACACACCUUCCUCAACACCACCGACCUCUCCCUCUGGCGCAACUCGGGCCUCCAACUCCAAUCUGACGGUUCCCUCUACACCAAUCCCGCCGCUAUCAAGAACGACCCCACCCACUGUCGCGAGAUUGCCGAAACCGUCUCACACACCCUCCUCUGGCUCCUUUUGCGGGUAAUGAACUACCUCGCCUCCGACACCGACGCCAUUGGCCCACAACAACGCCGUCAAGAAUGGGACAUUCUUACAUCCCAACUGGAUAGCUGGCAUACACACCUACCCGCAACCUUCCAACCUGUCGCGCAAAUGCGCCAUUCCUCCCGCCAGAAUUCCUCCCAACUCACCGAAGUCUUCUUCACCAUGCCCGUCUGCGCCGCCUCCCUACACCUCUACCACUUCGCCCGCAUCCUCCUCUUACUCCACAAACCCCUCACCACCUCCUCCUCCGACAACAGCCCCGUCCUCAACGCCCUCCUCGCCUCCUCCGCCGAAGCGCUCAAACACGCCCACCGCAUCAUCGGCAUAGCCCUCGGCCGCCCUCCGCCGGCUGUGAGAGUGGAGAUGCUGCUACCGCUGUUCAUCGCUGGGGUGUGCGUAGAGGACGAGGAGGAGAGGGGGGUAGUGUUGGAGUUGUUGCGGGCGAUUGAGGUGGACACGGGUUGUGAGACGGGAGGCAGGUGUGAGGAGUUGAAGAGGCGAUGGGAGUGGGGCGGUGAGGAUGAGGUAGCGAGGGAGGGGAUGGUCAUGUAG
Molecule: messenger RNA, 2088 nt
Organism: Saxophila tyrrhenica
Lineage: Eukaryota; Fungi; Ascomycota; Dothideomycetes; Mycosphaerellales; Extremaceae
Exons: 6
Coding region: 1-2088 (695 amino acids)
Biological process (GO): positive regulation of transcription by RNA polymerase II
Cellular component (GO): nucleus
Molecular function (GO): zinc ion binding; transcription cis-regulatory region binding; DNA-binding transcription factor activity, RNA polymerase II-specific
Source: RefSeq, a predicted model, not a curated record